UGCGCAGGGGUGGGGAAGGGGAGGGGAGGGCAGGGAUUGGAGCCUCCGGGUCCCGGGGCUGCGUGGGUUCCCGCGAUCCUUGACGCGCUGACUGGCGUCCCCAACUCUGGAGUGACGGAUGCUUUCGGUCAAGGGGACGAGAUAAGAUUAGGACAGGGAAAAAGCCAGUUCAAGAAAAAUGCCUCCGCGGGAAACCCCAAAUCUUCCCGGCGCUUCUUGGCCUGCCUAAGUCUAGAAACUCUUCGGACCCGCUCAGGGCCAAUCAGCGAGUGGCGUUUGGGGGCUCGAGCCAAUCAGGCUGGGCCGGAAGCGCCGAGCUCGGGGAGGGUGGCAGUUGGCCCAUUAGUGUCAUCCCUGCUAGGAAUGUCGAGCUAGGGAGAGGGGCGAGGGAGGGCUACGGGGCGCCGCUAGGGACUUCUUGGGUCGUCCCAGGCCCUUUAUUGAAGGGCAGAAAAUACUCCUGAAUAUUAUGUCCAACCCUGCCAGUCAGGAGUGCUAAGAGGGUUGGGCAUUAGGUCUGGGUUGGAGCGUGUGGCGGGAAGAGCCCCGAAUUUGGUAUCAGAAGUUCUAAACGGACUUUUUUGAGCAAGUCCAUCUUUUGCGAUCCCAGUUUAUUAUCAGCAAAAUAAAAAAGUUGCACUAGAUCAGGAGUUCUUAACCCCGGAUCCUUCAAACUUAAAUUUUUUUUUCAGCCAGGGACAAGGAAAUGUGCUAAGCUCAGGGAUACAAGAAGAGGCAAAAGACAGUUCCUGCCCUGGAUCGGCACAAUGUAAUGGGUGUUCUCCAAAUUCAGAAAUGCCAAGGUCCCUCAGCCUCUGCCAGGGGCUGCAUGCAGCUACAAUGCUCCUGAACCAGAGGCUUCAAUUCCUGGAGAGCAUUACACAUGUCCUAUUGCUGGUCUUUAGCCACAAUAACCACAUGACUUACUUCCCCUGGAACUACAGCCAGAUACCUGGGCUCCCCGAGAAGGUGGCGGUGGUGGGUGGGUGUGUGAGAAAAAGGCAGGAGGGAAAUCCCACCUGCUGUGAGUCACCUGCCCAGCAGAAAGGGCGGUACAGAGUGGAGAGUUUAAAAAGACACGAGGCAACUCAGAGGGAGAGAGAGAGAGAGAGAGGAGAGAGAAAGAGCCAGAGAAUUAACAGGGAAAGCAAAGGAUAAUACAGAAAGUCAGAACUGGUCACAGAUCAGUGUGAGGGGGGUCUGUGUGCUAGAUACAGAACUAGCUGCAGAAUCAGCUUGCCAGGGAGAUGGAGUCUGGACUCAGGGUGAUGCUUCUGUCGAUGCUGCUGCUGUGGACUGCUGAAGGCCGAGCAGUACCUGGUGGAAUAAAUGUCGCCUGGGACCAGUGCCGGGAGCUGUCUCAGAAUGUUACUGCCUUGGCGUGGGGCAUUCACCCGCAAGAGUUGCCAAGAGAUGAAGGCACUGGAGAAGCUGUAGAUGACGUGCCCCUCAUCCAGUGUGGUGAUGGCUGUGAUCAUCAGAGUCUCAGUGACAACAGCCAGCUCUGCUUGCAGAAGAUCCAUCAAGGCUUAAUCUUCUACGGUCACUUGCUGAACUCAGACAUUUUCACUGGGGAACCUUCUCUACUUCAGGAAGGUCCUGUGGGGCAACUCCAUACCUCCCUGUUGGGCCUUAGCCAGCUCCUACAGCCCAAGGACCGUGCCUGGAAGAAACAGCAGUUUCCUAGCCCCAGCGAGCCAUGGCAGCGCCUCCUCCUUCGCCCCAAGAUCUUACAACGACUUCGAGCCUUUGCUGCGAUUGCUGCGAGAGUUUUCACUCACGGGGCAGCCACUUUGAGUCCCUAGGGAAUUGGCUAAUACUACCUCAACCAUCAGAGGGCUAACGUGGAUGAGACAGACCGUCACUACGUGUAAGAAACCAAGUAAUGCUGAGUCGCACUCCUCAAAUACUGAUAAAGCAUCACAAAUGUUGACAACUACCAACACUGACAGAAGCCUGAAUACCUGGGCCAGCAGAUAUUUAUUUAGGGAAAAUUAAAGUAUUUAUCCUCAUAGGACAGUUGUGGGGGAAGUAUUUAUGAUAUUUAUGCUAAUGUAUGAAUUUUCUUCAAUAAAACUUAU
Phascolarctos cinereus (koala) is the source of this 2081-nucleotide messenger RNA. RefSeq names its product interleukin 23 subunit alpha (gene IL23A). Gene Ontology annotation, cellular component: extracellular region; interleukin-23 complex. Gene Ontology annotation, biological process: immune response; positive regulation of T cell proliferation; positive regulation of T-helper 17 cell lineage commitment. Gene Ontology annotation, molecular function: cytokine activity. Lineage: Eukaryota; Metazoa; Chordata; Mammalia; Diprotodontia; Phascolarctidae. The record is from RefSeq and is a predicted model, not a curated record.